Molecule: messenger RNA, 822 nt
Organism: Paramuricea clavata
Lineage: Eukaryota; Metazoa; Cnidaria; Anthozoa; Malacalcyonacea; Plexauridae
Source: the annotation of a GenBank genome assembly
AUUUUCCACUGCAUUUAUUCCAACACAAUGGUUAACGAUUAUAAGUGGAGGUUGGUCUUCUCUUAAUCACAAAAUUAUCACACAGUCAGGGUUAUGGUGUAGCGUCAUUGAGUUCCUUAAAACAAAUCCAAAGUAUGCGGCGAAUCAAGAGAAAGCGGUUACUGAACUCUUGUCUAUCGAUACAGCAAGAAUACUUGAAGGCAAGGAAUCUCGCUCAUGGCUCUUUCGUUUAUUAAGGUCUUCAAAAUUCGACGAUGCUGUUCAAGAAAUAGAGGACGCAAAUGCCAUUGUAGACAAAAACGAACUAGAGAUAUCUGCCGCCCAUUUCGACGCUGAGCAGUUUCGUGAAAGUUCCCUACGUCUUCUUAGAUUAAAGAAACAAAUUAUUUCUCUGAUUAAGAAUGCUGGCGAUAACAAAGUACACUACACCAAGGCUAGGAAGGAGACUGGUAGACUACUCCAUACUUUGCAAGACUUUUACAGUCAUUCAAACUGGAUUGAAUCGGGAAACAGUGACCCAUUAUCAAUCUUGGGAAAUGAAAUUAUAAGCGACGAUUAUGUAGCGGGGGCGGACGAGAAAACGUGCAAUGACUGUUCCCCAGCAAGGAAAUAUGACAUUCUUUUUGGUUCCGAUGACUGUCAGAAUAAUUUAUUGAAUACGGGAAAACUAACAAGUGGUUACUACGGAGGACAAGAUGUAGCUAAACCUCGGGGUGUCGGCAAAUGUAGUCAUGGCGGUAUUUUUGACAAGUCACGGAAAAUAAAGUCUAGAGGAGGCAUUAAUAAGGAUUCUUCUCUUCGUUAUUUAUCGCCACAUUAUGG